GUUGAAGUUUGUUUGCCACCUAUAAAGAAGUAAUAUUUUAAAGAAAAUCUGGGAUCGAAACAAGUGGAGGAGACGUAGGCCGCACCAAGAGAGAGAGAGAAAGAUGGGAGGCCAAUGGGGUCUUGCUUUUCGACGUGGCAAAUUUGAGCCAUUCAGCGACAUGAUAGAUAUUUUUUUAGAUUUUUUGUUCCAGAUAUUUUGAUUCAUUCAUGUUUACAAUAGAGGAUAACUUUUCGUUCUUUCAAACGAAUCCGGACAUUUGGUAUUCACCACAAACAAACACCCUCUCUCUCUCUCUCUCUCUCUCUCUACAGUUUUCUCGAUUGUAAGUGAAUAUGGGGGAAGCGUUACUCAGCAGUGACGGCGGCGGAAGGUUAGCUAACAUGCCGGAAUUGAUGAUGAGAAGUGAAGACAAGACAAAUGAUGGCGGUGGUGAUUCACCAACCACCGCCACCACGAACAACGUUGUAAGGUGGGAGAAGUUUUUACCCAAGAUGACUCUUAGAGUUAUGCUGGUUGAAGCCGAUGAUUGCACUCGCCAGAUUAUUACCGCUCUUCUCAGAAAAUGCAGUUAUAAAGUUGUCGCUGUUUCCGAUGGUCUAAAGGCAUGGGAGGUGCUCAAAGGAAGAUCUCAAAACAUCGACCUCAUACUGACGGAAGUGGAGCUCCCAUCGAUCUCAGGGUUUGCACUUCUCACCUUGAUCAUGGAGCACCAAGCCUGCAAAAACAUUCCUGUCAUAAUGAUGUCGGCACAUGAUUCAGUUAGCACCGUUUAUAAGUGUAUGCUGAGGGGGGCUGCAGAUUUUCUAGUAAAGCCUGUUAGAAAGAACGAAUUGAAGAACUUAUGGCAACAUGUUUGGAGGCGACAAGCUUCAACCGCCGGCGGUAAUGGCAACCACGAAGAGAGGGACACCCAGCAGAAAGUCGAAGCCACUGCUGAAAACAACGCAACUAGCAAUCGUUCUAGUGGUUACAUGGCUUGCAUUAAAAGGAAUCGGGAGUGCAUUGAAAAAGGAAGCGAUGCACAGAGUUCUUGCACAAAACCAGACAUGGAAGCUGAUGGACCAGCCACUGAAGAAUCCAAUGACCUCACAAGUACUCAAGAAAAGACCAUGGCUAUAGAUGUUAGAUGGGAGAAUGUUAACGCAAUUGUUGACGCCAAUGUUGCCAUCAACAGUACUUCUCGGGAAGCCAUUGAUUUGAUUGGAUCGUUUGAUAGUUACCCUAAACCCAGUCACAAAAGCUCUUUAAAUUAUGGCACAAACAAGAUCGAUCAUCCUUCACCAUUGUUGGAUCUUUCCCUAAGAAGAUGUCAUCCAAGUAGCUCAGUGAAUCAACUCAGUGAUGACAAACACAGAUUAAAGCAAUCUGAUGUCUCCGCUUUCUCUCGGUACAUCAAUAGAACACAGCCACCACUAACCUCAGGAUCUGCUAGCAUUUCAAAUCUACAGAAAGAAUGUGAAACCAAUUCCGAUUACAUAAUCAAUCAACAAGCACAAGCGGAAAGCCAAAGCCAAUUCCAGUCACCCAAGGAAAGAGUGUUUCCGGUUCCGGUUCCAGUAAAAGAUUUGGUGAUGGUGGAGAGGAAAGGGAGUGAUCAGGGACAUAAUACAACAGAAACAAUGGAAGAUAGAGGACAUAUUUCUUCACCUACAGAUCAUAGUGGAAGUAGCAGUUUCUGUAACAAUGGAACAUUAAGCCGUCUCAACAGUAUAGGUAGUGGAAGCAAUGGCCAUGGAAAUUUAGGGUUUGAUGGGAACAGCAGUCAUCGAUCUAUACAAAGAGAAGCUGCUUUACAUAAAUUCAGAAUGAAGAGGAAAGAUAGAUGUUUUGAUAAAAAGGUACGAUAUGAAAGCAGAAAAAAACUAGCAGAGCAGAGACCUAGGGUGAAAGGACAGUUUGUUCGUCAAGGGCAAAUCAGUAAUUCUUCACCCAUGGAAGCUGAUACAGAAUUAGCUACUACGAAAGUAUAGGUAUUGAUAGUUGCUGGAUAUGGAUUUGGUGAUGGCAGAGUUCAGAUCUCAUAUCUAGGGUUUUUUAAGAGUGAGGAUGAAGAAGGCUGAGGAAUCUAAACUAACAAGAACUUUUCACCUAAUAUUAUUAGUUUUGGAUUGUAAAUAUUUGUAAUAUAGAAGUAGUGAUAUUGUUGUAUUAUUCUUUGAUCUUAAUUACAAACGUAAGAGUUCUGUGAGACAAAGGUUGGUUUGUAACUUUUUUCUUUAAUUUGUUGCGACUAAAAGGAAAAGAUUGAUUUAUAGCUCAAUGACCUUUUUGCCAAUCGUCCCUUGAUCUUUGUGUUUAGGCAUCAGAAGGGUGUUUUGUUCACGGAUCUCAAAGGAAUUUUGGAGAAUUGGAAUGUAAAUUUUAGCGAAAAUGGCAACAUUAAUAGUAUUUUUUAAGUAUUGACUUGCGAAACUCACUGGUUUUGUCAUGUUUUUUUAAGUAUUGAACAACAUUAAUGGUAUUAUUAUACGUGAGACUUGAGAGUGACAACAUAUUCUUAUAAAAAAAUUCAAGUAUCAAAUAAAAUUACACUUAAGCGUCAAACAAAGAUUUGUUUAACU
This is a messenger RNA of Lactuca saligna, 2564 nucleotides long. The record is from the annotation of a GenBank genome assembly. Lineage: Eukaryota; Viridiplantae; Streptophyta; Magnoliopsida; Asterales; Asteraceae.